Molecule: messenger RNA, 1562 nt
Organism: Prorocentrum cordatum
Lineage: Eukaryota; Dinophyceae; Prorocentrales; Prorocentraceae
Source: the annotation of a GenBank genome assembly
CCAUUUUGGCUCAAGCCAGGCUUGCCAAAGUGUGCCGCGCAAUUCAUGUGGUGCUCAUCAUGUCUGCUUGCAUCUUGUCCUGGCCCGCGGCUCUGCUGACUGCUAUUGCGCUCGUGGCGCGAUGUCUGGUGGUCGCCUCUCAGAUCGUGGUUCAUCAACUUCUCGUCGUCUUCUCGGGGAGGGAGUUCGCGUCCACUGCACAUGCCAUCGCCUCCCUCCGUAGGGGGCACGCUGCUGGGUUUGUGGAUGUCCUGCUCUACCUGAAUGCGCUGGCCAACAGGGCGAAGCACGCGCGCUUCCUGCUCCUUUUCGACUUCUGCGCGCGGAGGCGCCCAGAACGCGGAAGGCGGCACUUCAAUGGUCGGUCUCUCUCGACCUUGAAUGUUGUCCCCGAGGAUUUCAUUUUCUACGAUGUUGUGGAACCGGUUGCAAUUCGUCUUGCUGAGCUUCUUCCUGUUCGGCCAUCGCGGCAGGCUGCUUCGAAGUCUUCUGGUCGAUCGCCGGUUGUUAUUCGAUUGGCAGAUCUAAUUGAGUGCAGAGUCGCUGCUCCAGGCAUGGACAAAGCUGCUCCUGAAUUAUUUCCUAAUGUUGGUUCUGCAUCUUUGGUUGGUAAAGCUACGAAUUCUGGCACGGAUUGCACACAUGAAUUGAAUUUGUUAGUUGACGCUCAAAAUGCCACUAUUGCAAUGCUGGUGCACCAAUUGGAGAUUCUAAGCGUGGGGACAGCCCCAGUCGUGGACCUCGCCGCUCAAAUCCAGAGCAAUACGCAGGAUGUUCGGACCUUGCGUUUGUCGCUCGGUGCGGCGGUGGAGGCUUCCCUGGACAAGCGCCUGCCUUCCAAGGUGAUAGCUCAGGUGGACAACAGGCUCAAGGACACGCUCGAGCAGGUCACGCUUGACGUCCAGGCUUCUCUGGACAAGUCUUUUUCGGCCCUGUCGGCUGCUGUGAAGGCCCCCCUGGGUGAUGAAGGGAAGCAACUUCGCACCGAGCUGGAGGAGAGGCUUGCGGCAGUGAAGCUAGACAUGACCAGGGAUAUGGCCGCACUGGGGGAGUCGACCUUGCCGAGUGGAUCCGCCCUCCUUGUCGAUUCGCUGGCCGUGAGGCCGUCAGAGGAGCCUUCGAUCGUCGAGUAUAAGAAGAUGGUUGAGGCAGAUGGCAGGAACACGACCGAGGAGACCAUGAGCUGCCACGAUGGAUGGACAGAUUCGCAGGGUUCCCAGCUCGUGUCUGGCGGCUCGGUCGUCACGUGCCACCUCACUGCCGAGGCCCUGAAUAAUAAGAAUGGCUCGAUCGUCAGCUUCGCGGGCGACCGCGUGCGCGUGCGGCUCGGUGCGGACCCUGUGUGCAAGCGCAUCAAGCCUGCCAACCUGCUGGUGAUCGCGGACGCACCUGCCCAGAAGGUGCGCCACCAGAAGGAGGUCGUCUGGGCGACGUCGGAGCAGAUCGACGCCAUGCUCCAGCGGGAUGGUCUUACGCCGACUGGACUUCCGACCACAGCGGGUUCGGCCCGCCUAUCUACUACUUCUUCUGUGGGCCCCCGUGCGGCCUCUCUCGAAAGCUAA